Molecule: messenger RNA, 1222 nt
Organism: Cydia strobilella
Lineage: Eukaryota; Metazoa; Arthropoda; Insecta; Lepidoptera; Tortricidae
Product: odorant receptor 67a-like
Exons: 9
Coding region: 17-1222 (401 amino acids)
Biological process (GO): detection of chemical stimulus involved in sensory perception of smell; sensory perception of smell
Cellular component (GO): plasma membrane
Molecular function (GO): olfactory receptor activity; odorant binding
Source: RefSeq, a predicted model, not a curated record
UUGUCAUUCUUAAAAAAUGGCUUCUCUGGAUCGGUUGCCUUCUAGUUUUAUUGACACCAUUAUUAUCCCAGUCAAACUACUUAGAUUUAUUGGACUGGAAGUCAUCGACGAUGACAAGGCUCGUUUUAAAAAUUAUUGCAAAUUUAUCGUAUUUUUUUUGUUGUCUUUUAUGUUUUGUUACGGCGAGAUUUUUUUCUUAAUAAAAAUAAAUGAAUUAGAUGCUGGCAUUUUGGAGAUUGCUAAUGCCAUAUCUUGCUUCUUUCUUGUGAUGCAAAGUUUGUUUAAAUUAUCGUUAAUGCGCAAGAAACAUUUCAUAAGGAGUGUGGUUUAUGAAAUAGCGGAGCUGUGGCCAGAUACCGAAAACCAGGAAAAGAAAGAGCUUAUGGAGUACUGGCUCCACCGCAAUAAGACAGCUUGCGCCUGCAUACUCAAGUUUACUAUAGUCGGUUUAUUAAUUUACAAUGGGAUUUCUUUAGUCAUAUACUUCAUCCUGAGAAUCCUGGAUAAAAACCCCGCCUAUAUGUUCCCGUUUGAACUAUACUAUCCGUUUGAGAUUGACUCGCUGUGGAAAUAUGUGGCGGUUAAUUUGAUGCAUACGUUAGCAACAACAAUGAUCUAUGAAUGCAGCUACCUGGCCUGCGAUAUGUUGCUAUUCACGUUAACGGUCAACGUGUCCAUGCUCUUCUGUCUGCUGCAAUACGACCUGUUGAACAUAAACGUGGACCGCCGAGCUCAGGAAGCAGAUGAAUCUCUAGAAAACCUUAAAAAUGUCGUUAAGAGACAUCAGAAAAUUUUGAAAUUAGCUAAGGAUUUGAAUGAAAUAUUUAGUGUUAUACUGUUAAAUGUGUUAAUCAUCUCGUCUCUAAUUAUUACUUUCUUUGGAUUUCUUACUAUAGUGAUAAAGGUGAAGUUCCAGCAGAUAAAGUAUUUGACGGCUACGUUAGAGGUCCUUUUGGCUGUCUUUUAUAUUAUCCUGCCGGGGCAGAUUCUAUCAGAUACGAGCAGUGGAGUCGCUGACGCUGCCUAUCAAAGCCUAUGGUACAACAGCGAUCAAAGAUUCAGGAAAAUUAUAGUUAUCAUGAUUGCAAGGUCACAAAAGCCAUGCAAAUUGCGAGCACUGGGAUACGCGGAUAUAAACUUCGAAACAUUUUAUAAGAUCUGCGGCAAGACGUGGUCUUACAUGUCAGUAGUAAAUCAAAUGUACCAAAAUUCACUUCAGUGA